Eleginops maclovinus (Patagonian blennie) is the source of this 3564-nucleotide messenger RNA. RefSeq names its product SPT20 homolog, SAGA complex component (gene supt20h). Bases 223 to 2721 code for a protein of 832 amino acids. The transcript is spliced from 24 exons. Gene Ontology annotation, molecular function: transcription coregulator activity. NCBI's taxonomy places the organism in Eukaryota, Metazoa, Chordata, Actinopteri, Perciformes, Eleginopidae. The record is from RefSeq and is a predicted model, not a curated record. Gene Ontology annotation, cellular component: SAGA complex. Gene Ontology annotation, biological process: regulation of transcription by RNA polymerase II.
UAGCUGUUGUUGUCACACUGGAAGAAAAUGGCUGCUGCUCCGACUUUUUUUCAAUGAAGACACUGAUAUUUCAAUUUCAUUUCGUUUUCUUGCAUUGGAGCUACCGUCGAUCGCUAUGCAAUCUAGAAGGGUGUGAAUGGUCACUUUAGGAAGGUGACAGUGUGGGGCAGAAAGGACAGCAUCGUCUACCGUCACUCGCCUUGCAGCUGGCGGUGGACCACAAUGCAACAAGUUUUGGAAUAUGCAUUGGAUCGAGCUGAGUACAUUGUUGAAAGUGCUCGACAACGACCAGCCAGAAGAAGAAAUUCAUCCGGCGGGAGGAAGAGUUUGUAUCAGAAGCUCUAUGAGCUCUACAUAGAGGAAUGUGAGAAAGAGCCAGAGUUAAAGAAUUUAAGAAGAAAUGUGAAUCUACUGGAGAAGCUGGUGUCUCAGGAGUCCGUAUCAUGUCUGGUGGUCAACUUGUACCCUGGGAAUGAAGGCUAUUCUUUAAUGCUUAGGGGCAAAAAUGGCUCUGAUUCUGAAACCAUCCGACUGCCAUAUGAAGAAGGAGAACUCCUAGAGUACCUAGAUGCGGAGGAGUUGCCUCCUAUUCUGGUGGAUCUGUUGGAGAAAUCACAGGUGAACAUCUUCCACUGUGGCUGUGUGAUAGUUGAGGUGAGAGACUACAGGCAGUCUGGUAAUACCAAGAUGCCAACCUAUCAGAGCAGACACAUUCUUCUGCGGCCAACCAUGCAGACUCUUAUCUGUGAUGUCCAUGCCAUGACCAGUGACCACCACAAGUGGACACAGGAUGACAAACUACAGCUGGAGAGUCAGUUGAUUUUGGCCACAGCUGAACCUCUGUGCCUGGACCCCUCUAUUUCUGUCACCUGCACAGCCAACCGCCUGCUCCACCACAAACAGAAAAUGAACACUCGCUCCAUGAAACGGUGUUACAAGAGGCACUCUCGAGCCGCACUGAACAGGCAGCAAGAGCUCUCCCAUCUGCCCAUGCCACCACAGCUACGACUCUUCGACUACCUGCAGAGGAGGAAGGAGAGGAAACCUGCUCCUGUAAUAGACCUGAAGAUCUCAAAGAUCGGAAACUGUGUUGACAUGUGGAAGCAGAGCAACUGCCAACUAACUGUGCCGAAGGAAAUUGAUGUGGAAAAGUACGCUGUGGUUGAGAGGUCUCUGCAGUUGGAGGACUCUCAGCCCAAUACUGUGAUCUGGCCUGCUGAGGAAGUUGUAGAUGACUACACGUUUGAGUGUGAGGUGGGAGGGCAACCCCAGAGGACCAAGGUGUCAAUCUUCCAGUCGAUGGGAGACCCACUGGUGUAUGGGAAGAUCUACUGUGCUAAAGAACCAAAGGCAGAGGAGGACAGCACAGACCUAAAGCUCAUACAUCCCACGUUCUUGAUAGGCUCCAAGAUAGAUGCAAACCGGUUUCUCAAUCAGUACAAAGGAGUGUAUGAGAAAGAUGUAAAGUGUCAGGUCAAGAUGUCCCAUAACUCAGGCACGGUGGCACAGGGGCCACCCUCCCCCAGCAAAGAUGAGGGUGAUGGUAUUUCUCCACUGCUCCAGGCGUCGGUUUUGGCGAAAGCGGUGAAGCACCGACCCCCUCCCAUCAAACUGCCUUCGGGAUCAGGCAACAGCUCCUCAGGUAAUCCAUAUAGUUCACAAACCACCAGUGGUCUACUCAAGUGUCCUACGCCCCCUCCAGCCAAAAGCCAGUCUCUGAACAGGAAGCACUCCAUGGAGCUGAGCCAGGUGGGCCUGCUGUCGCCGGCCUCCCUCUCCCCCAUGGGCUCCACACAGAGAUCAGGGACCCCCAAGCCAUCCACCCCCACUCCUACAAACACGCCGUGCUCCACACCGCACCCCACCGACUCCCUCUCCGCUCCUCUCUCGUUGACCCCUACUCCUUCGGACCCCUCCAUGCUUCAGAGCCAGACGCAGCCUACGCUCCUCACGCCCUUCGCCCAGCAGCAACUGGCUCUCAGCCAGCAACUGCCCGUCAUGACCAUUCCCCUGCCCACCAUGGGAACGUCAAUCAGCACGGGAACCACCUCUCCGCAGGUCAUGGGCAACCCGGCAGGGCUCAAUUUCAUCAAUGUGGUCAGCUCUGUCUGCAGUCCUCAGACCUUGAUGAGUGGCUCCAGCCCCAUGCUGGGUCCAGGCCUGAACCUGAGUGGAAUCCUGCCACCUGCAGGGCUGAUGCCCACCAUGCAGUCCGCAGCACAGACUGGGAGUCCUUUUGGCCUGAACAGCAGUGCUGGAUUGAGACCGCUGAACCUCGUGCAGAUCCCCACUGGCCCUCUCAUCUUUAACUCUCUGCAGCAGCAGCAGCUGUCUCAGUUCUCCCCACAGCAGAGCCAGUCGGCCACUUCCAGCCCUCAGCAGCAGGGGGAGACGGGUGACCAGGGGUCAGAUCAAAGUUUAGGAAACCAGCAAACAGCGGUCAUCAACCUGGGAGUCGGAGGCUUCAUGUCUCCACAAGCAGCAGUGCUGUCCCAGUUGGGCUGUGGGCUGGACGGGUCUGGGCCCCCGCUGCCUUCUCCAAGGCUUCAGCAGCAGCACCAGCCACAGAUCCAAUUGCAGUUCUUGCAGCACCAAAUGCAGCAGCAGCAAAUGGCUAUGGGAGCAGCGGUCCCUCAGGUGGGAGCGCCACGGCAACAUACCGCCAGCCAACCAAGAAGUAAGAGGAAGAGGAGCUUGCCACAGCCCCUCCCGAAGUCAUGACGGACAGAAAAUCACACAAAAAAGACUUCCCCUUGCUACACAAGGGCAUGAAUUGUCCAUACUGUGCUCUUUGUCUGCCUCACUGUGGAGAUUGCAGACCAAAAAAAACUGUUUUUGUUCUUUCUGUGUCUCUUUUUCUAGCUGACAAAAUGUGUUUGUAAUGGUUGUCAGAGUUUUUGGAGAACUUAAACUGUGUCCACCAGAGGAUGGGGUUUUUAGAACAGGGAGCCCUAAACUUUAAGAACCUUUUUGAUAUUUUUUGAGAUGAAAUAAGAUGGUUCUCAUAUGUGAUGGGCUUUCACAAUAACACAUCACCCCUUCAGGAAGACUUUUCUCUAUGGGGGCCCCGGGACUGAAAGGAUUAUGAAUGCACAUUCUCAGAGGAUUCCUCAUGAGCCUGCCUGACUCUGCUUGGUUGACCCCGGUAGAAACUGCCCUUUAAGCACGGAUCCCAGUGAGCUUAUUGACACCAAAUCCUCCAUAUUACCAUUACAUGUGAAAAUGCAAAUCUGAUCUUGGUGUAGUGCCUGGGGGCAGCUCUCUACCUCUCAGUCUGUUGGAAGUCUUUCUUCUGUUAGCCAUCCAGGCACAGGGCUCAUCCGAGGAAUCAAGAUGAACAUGCAAGCUGGUGUACCUGCUUUUGUACAGCACAUUUUGAAAAGGCAUUUCCUUUUAAAUUAGUUCAGGAGCCAUGAGUGUAUUCUUACGAGACAUCACUGAGUGUGUGAGAUAUUUCUGGACACUGAGAAAUAAUUUUUUAGGCAGUCUUUGUCAGCAGUUUUAUUGUUAUUAAAAAAAAAAGAAUAUAUAUUGACAGUGGAAAAUACAGCUUUUAGAUACAAA